AUGAAGUUCAACAUCAUCCUGGGCCUGUUGGCCGCCGCCAGCCAGUACUGGCCGGCCAUCGCCCUGCCUCAGUUCCCCGAUAAUCCUGUCUGUGCUGCCGGCAUCACAUCUGUCGAAGUACAGCCGGUGCAGUUCAUCGUCAGACAGCCCAUCUACAUCAGCGCCUACUUGCCAGUCAACACCGUCCUGGUACUCGACGAUGGUCUGACCCUCACCAUCACUAAUGCGCCCUUGACCUUGGUCACUGAGAUUGAAAAGCUGGGAACACUUACCUCCCAAGUAACCAGAAUCAUUGACCAGGUUUCAUCCAUCCCCAACGCCUAUGUCACCAUCACAAGAGGUGGCCAGGCGGGAUCUGAGGCAAGCACAAUCACAAUCUUCCCCUCGGGUCCCGACGGCGUCGGAACCUACCUGGUCUUCACCCCUUUCGCCAACAUUGCGGCUACCACCGGCAGCAGUGUCCCAGAAACAGCAACUGUCCCGGGCACUCCUCUCGACGCAAGUCAGCUGGUAACACAGUCUGCACCAGGCGUGAGCAGCGUCGUUAACCCCGGACCUAGCCCUGCCUCAGUUCCGGUCACAAUUGCUCCUACAGCACCUGGAGGAGCUGCGGCUUUGCCUCAGAUCUUUGCUACUGUCAACGUUGGUGGUGCCUCGGGCGUGCCCAGGAACUUCACCGUCGUGGACUCGGCUGGAUCUGCGGGUACGGUCUUUGCGCAGACUUUUGACAGCUUCUCCAUCACCGUCACUGGUCCUCAGAAUGUCAUCACGGUUCUCGGUAACGCUGGUGUUACACCCGCUGCCAUCACUUUGCCCGGUAGCAGGGCUGUGACGCAGACCGGGGCCGAUGCUGUUCUUCAAAUUAUCCAGACUCCGGGAGGCGAGGCCGAUUUCCUUGCCAGGCUCACCACCGUGAGCAUCGCGGCCCAGAACGGCCAGACUGGAACUUUCACGCUUAUCCCGACGGCUGGCAGUGUUGGUGCGGUAAUCGUGCAGACUGCUGCACCGGCUCUUGCUGCCAUCUUCCAGACCAUCAGCGUUCCCGGAGCUACACCAACGACACUUUCUAUCCCGGCACCCGAGGGACAGACUGGAACGGUAAUCGUACAGACCACGGAUGGCUUCACUGGCCCUGCCGCUGGUCCGUUCUCGACCAUCACCGUUGGUGGUGGCCAGGGUGACAGCCCCGCGACUGUGACUAUUCCUCCAGCCGCCGAUGCGACGGACGGUGUCUUCACCGUUCUC
This is a messenger RNA of Colletotrichum phormii, 1245 nucleotides long. RefSeq lists its product as uncharacterized. The transcript is spliced from 2 exons. The annotation marks the transcript as partial. Lineage: Eukaryota; Fungi; Ascomycota; Sordariomycetes; Glomerellales; Glomerellaceae. The record is from RefSeq and is a predicted model, not a curated record.